AUGGCCCAGCAAAGUAUGAAAGUGAGGCCUGUGCUUCUGAAGCAUAACAGUCUAGAGUCGGUGGAGCUUGCGAAGCAACCUCACCACCGCAGGAGCAAAUCUCAGCAGGUGCGAUUUAAGGAAGAUGGCACCAGUAAGACUCCACCUGCCCGAGCUGAGGUUGACAUCCAAACUCCUGAGCACCCGGCUGUAAUGGGCGAGACUCAGGCCUCCGGGCACCAUCACCUCCCCACCUACUCACUCUCCUUCCCCAGGUCCCAGAAGGCAGGGGGCUUUCGGCACAUCGCCAUCCAAACCUCCCCCAGUCUCAGGAAGCACUUCCCAGUUUUCAAAAGGAAGAGACUCACAGCUAGCAAGUCCCUGGUGGAAAUGCAGACAGCAUCCCAAAGUGCCAUCCAGGUGAACGGCAAUCUCUCUGAACAGGACAUUGUGUCCUCUGACCUUGCCUACUUAAGGCUGUCUCGGCAUCUUGAAGAUGGGCCUCAAAGGGUCAAGGCGUCCCACCCAUUUCUCCCUAGAAUGUCCAAGGUGCAAAGCAAUGGGCCUGUGAGCAUAUGCUUGGAAACAGGGACAUGGAGGGCCUCAGAGAAAGCAACAGCUGCCAUUCAGGUUCCAGAUGAUAUUUAUCACAGCCCUACCUGGGCAGGUAGAGAGUCCACUUUCAGCCCAGACAGGUCUGCUGAGAUUAGCAACUCCAUACCCACUUUGGUUGACAUAUGUCCAGGUGAUGGGAGAAGAGUGCCACCGUCAGAUUCAGAAAGACCCCUCUCCUGCUUAAAUGCCACCAGCGGUGCCAACCACAUGCCCGGCACAGGGAAACUUAAACCUGAAAUGCUUUUGCCCAAAGAUAACUCUGAUGACAAAGACCUUGGCCCAUUGUCAUCUCAGUCAAAGGAAACGUGUGUUCCCUCACAUCCACAGACUCACAGCUCCCCUUCGCCAGGCUCCCACAGCCAGCCAGCCCAGCCAGGGGGAGCUUCAGAUUGUGCUUCAUCGAGUAACAAUCACCAGGAUCUGCAGUCACUCAAAACUAACAGUGAGUCAAAAUCUGCCCCUGUGUGUCAGGAGCAGAUGGCAAAGAACCCCUUCCAGUCACACAUCCCAGCGUUUCAAAACUGUCCAGAAAGCGAUCACCUCCCAUCCUCUCUUCCAAGGAGGGAGACCGAACGGCAGGGCACCACGGAGAUGGGUGCACUUAAUCCAAUCCACCUGGCACAGGGUGAGUUCUGCGACCUCCAGGGCAGGCUGCAAUCCGUGGAGGAAUCUCUGCACUCAAACCAAGAGAAAAUUAAAGUCCUUCUGAAUGUAAUUCAAGACUUGGAGAAAGCUCGAGCUCUCACAGAAGGGCGCAACUUUUAUCGAACUGGCCAAGAUCUCAACAACUGCAGGACCUGCCAGAACACAGCGUGCAUCAUAUACAGUGUAGAAUAUGACUUCCGGCAGCAGGAAGGCAGGUUCCAUGAAGUUCUACAGAGUCUGGAGGAAGCAGAGCCAGUUGAGGAGGCAUGUCCCCCACCAAAGUCCCCGGCAGAGCCCUCAGUCCCUGAGAAACAGGACUUAAGGCGGAAAACCAAGAAGGUGAAGAAGAAAUGCUUCUGGUGGAUCUGA
Molecule: messenger RNA, 1608 nt
Organism: Lagenorhynchus albirostris (white-beaked dolphin)
Lineage: Eukaryota; Metazoa; Chordata; Mammalia; Artiodactyla; Delphinidae
Gene: INSYN2B
Product: inhibitory synaptic factor family member 2B
Exons: 3
Coding region: 1-1608 (535 amino acids)
Biological process (GO): inhibitory postsynaptic potential
Cellular component (GO): postsynaptic density
Source: RefSeq, a predicted model, not a curated record